AUGUAAUUCGUCGCUGCUUAUGCUUUGUUAGUUUUGGGAGGAAAGGCUCAACCAACUGAGGCAGAUAUCAAGGGAUUAUUGGCUGAAGUAGGUGCUCAAGGAGCUGAUGAUUAAAUCAAGGCAAUUGUUGAUGCAUUGAAAGGAAAGACUCUUGCUGAUGUUAUCAGUGAAGGAUUGAAAAAAGUAGGCACUCUCUAAUUGGGAGGAGGAGCUGCAUCAAAUGCUCCAGCUAAGGCCUAAGCUCCAGCUGCUGCCAAAUAAGAGGCACCAAAGCCAGUUGAAAAGGCCCCAGAACCAGAAGAAGACGUUGACAUGGGUGGUUUGUUUGACUGAUUAUACAUUUUAGUACAUUCAUAUACAUAUAUUAAAUAUUUUAUCAUAAAU
Paramecium tetraurelia is the source of this 384-nucleotide messenger RNA. RefSeq lists its product as uncharacterized. Gene Ontology annotation, biological process: cytoplasmic translational elongation. Gene Ontology annotation, cellular component: cytosolic large ribosomal subunit; ribosome. NCBI's taxonomy places the organism in Eukaryota, Ciliophora, Oligohymenophorea, Peniculida, Parameciidae. The record is from RefSeq and is a predicted model, not a curated record. Gene Ontology annotation, molecular function: structural constituent of ribosome. The transcript has 3 exons.